CCAAGAACCUGUACAUCAUCUCCGUGAAGGGCAUCAAGGGCCGCCUCAACCGGCUGCCGGCGGCUGGUGUGGGCGACAUGGUGAUGGCCACUGUCAAGAAGGGCAAGCCCGAGCUGCGGAAAAAGGUCCACCCAGCAGUGGUCAUUCGGCAGCGGAAAUCAUAUAGGAGAAAAGAUGGGGUGUUCCUCUAUUUUGAAGACAACGCAGGAGUGAUAGUAAAUAAUAAAGGUGAAAUGAAAGGCUCGGCGAUCACAGGCCCUGUGGCUAAGGAGUGUGCGGAUCUGUGGCCCAGGAUAGCCUCCAACGCAGGAAGCAUUGCAUAAACGUGUUCAUCUUCCCAGAGAGAAAAUAAAAGUCCUUAUACCA
Messenger RNA from Pterocles gutturalis (yellow-throated sandgrouse), 366 nucleotides. RefSeq names its product ribosomal protein L23 (gene RPL23). The coding region runs from base 78 to 323 and encodes 81 amino acids. The record is from RefSeq and is a predicted model, not a curated record. Gene Ontology annotation, biological process: translation. Gene Ontology annotation, cellular component: cytosolic large ribosomal subunit; ribosome. Gene Ontology annotation, molecular function: structural constituent of ribosome; large ribosomal subunit rRNA binding. The transcript is spliced from 3 exons. NCBI's taxonomy places the organism in Eukaryota, Metazoa, Chordata, Aves, Pterocliformes, Pteroclidae.